Messenger RNA from Erythranthe guttata (spotted monkey flower), 3225 nucleotides. RefSeq names its product sequence-specific DNA binding transcription factor ATNDX. Lineage: Eukaryota; Viridiplantae; Streptophyta; Magnoliopsida; Lamiales; Phrymaceae. Gene Ontology annotation, molecular function: single-stranded DNA binding. Gene Ontology annotation, biological process: flower development. The record is from RefSeq and is a predicted model, not a curated record.
UAUGGUAGCAUCGCGCCCCCACUGCACUAUUUAUUAGCGAAAAAUAGAAAAAAAGGAAAUAAAAUUGAAAAGAUUUGUGUCGUUGCUCUCUCAAAUUGGCUCCACUUCUCUGCCCUUUUCUCCAAUUUCAGCAACACUGCUUCGUUCAUCAAAAGGGAUUUUCAGGAAUGAUGGCAUCGAAUGAAGCUUCCACCAGCACUGAGCUAAUCAGCACUCUACUGAGAUGCCGAGCCGAGGUGGUACUUGAUAUAAUUGCCGCUGUAAAAGGAUUGCAUGAGCUCAGCCCACAACAGAUCAGCAAAUUAAUCAAGGAUUCUGGGAACAAUGUUGUUCGGCACAUUGCUGAAGAUGGAUCACAUAUACAGGUUGACUUGGAAAAGUUUGCGAGGUAUCUUCCCCUUCACCUAAUUGCAGUGAUUAUGGAUUGGGAGAGGGACAGGUCAACAUUCAAGUACUUGUUAUGUGGAGUUCUUCUAUUGCAUUCCAUGUGUGAUCUUGCAUCUCGGGUGCCCAAAAUUGAGCAGAUAUUGCUCGAUGACGUGAAAGUAUCAGAACAGCUAAUUGACUUGGUCUUUUAUUUGCUAGUUCUCCUAGGUGCAUACAGACAGGAAUAUCACAACACUCCAAAUGAGAUGGUUCUCUUGCACUCAGCCUUGGUUGCCUGCGGUCUAAAAUUGCUAACGGUGAUUGUUUCCCAACAGUACCAAGAGGUUGCUCAAGUUUUGGUUGCAUAUUACAAGGUUGACAUAUUUAUGGAUGCAGUAUUCUCUGCUGUUUGUAUAGAUGUUAAAUUUCUGCAGACCAAGCUGUCUGCUGAACAGGCCGAGUCCUCUGCAAACACUUCCCCUACUGCUGAAGAGACCUUGAAUCAUCUUUGCCAGCAGUGUGAUUCUUCUCUGCAGUUUCUUCAGUCUUUGUGCCAGCAGAAGUUGUUCCGUGAAUGCAUUGUUAAGAAUAAGGAGUUGUGUGGCAAUGGAGGUGUUCUUGUACUCAUUCAGGCUGUUAUGAAAUUAAACCUAUCACCCUUGCGCAGUGCAUCCUCGUAUACAAUUUCGGUCUCUCGGCUGAAGUCUAAAGCUUUAUCUAUUCUCUUGUAUCUCUGUGAAGCAGAGGGUGUCUCCUACUUGGACGAGGUUGCAAACAACCGUGGAAGUCAGAACUUGGCAAAGUCUAUUGUGUUACAGGUUCUUGAAUUACUGAAGAAAAUGUUUGGUAUAGAUUCUAAUCAGUUAACUGCUUCCUCUGAGAUCAUUUAUCCAAAGGGGCAGCUGGAACUUAAUGCAAUGCUUCUGGCAGACGUCUUCUCUGAUGAUUCUAAUUUUCGACCGUUCAUCGUGAUAAACUUUACUGAAGCUUUGGCGGCAAUCUUUUUACUUCCGCCUGGAGAGUUUUUAUCUGGUUGGUGUUCAUCUUAUCUUCCAGUUUGUGAAGACGAUGCAAUUUCGGAUGUAUCUCAGGAAUCCUAUGCCCAUCAAAGAACAUCUUUAUUGAUUAAAGUGAUAGCAAACCUUCAUUGUUUUGUUCCGGAUGUAUGCCGAGAUGAGAAGGAUCUCUUUCUCAACAAGUUCUUUCGGUUCGUACAGCAGGAAUCGCAGAAAUCGUCAGAUGGGUCCUUAUCUACUUCUGAAUCUGAAAAAACUGCAACCGUUAGCAAGAAUUUAUGUUCACUGUUAAGUCAUGCAGAAUCCUUAGUUCCCCGAUCUUUAAACGAAGAUGAUGUGCAGCUUCUAAGGUUAUUUAUCAGUCAGUUUGAAUCUCUGAUUGUUCCUGCUGCAUCUGAAGACCGUCUAGUCCAAGAUUCUCAACAUAAAGGCGUGCCCAAAGAAGUAGAUCGUGGCUAUAGUGACAGCAACGCGGAAAAGCGCACUCUGGAAAAUGUUGCCCUCCAAGAAAACCAUUUGGAUGCCAGCAGAAAUCGGAAUAGUCAAUGUUUUGAUGGGGAAAGGAAAUAUGGGAUGGUGGAGCAGUGUACAUCCAAUGGGGACAACAUAAAUUUUAGAGAAUUUGAGCGAGAUUCUCGGACUGUUGAAACUAGUGGGACGGAUUCCAGUCCCACACGAGGAAAGAACAGUAGUGAUCUGAUGGAUGUCGAUCACGUCAAAGGAAGUGGCUUUGAAGAAACUAUGGAGGAUGAAAAGGCGGAUGCUAUGUACUCUGAUGAGAAGCAGCAAAGGAAACGUAAGAGAACAAUAAUGAAUGAUAGACAGAUAGCACUCAUCGAAUCCGCACUUGUAGAUGAACCUGAUAUGCACCGUAACUUAACAUCACUACGAAAUUGGGCUGACAGGUUAAGUCUUCAGGGUGCUGAGGUUACAACUUCCCGGCUUAAGAAUUGGCUCAACAACCGAAAAGCUAGGCUGGCCCGUGUAGCCAAGGAUGUCCGUGUACCAUAUGAAGGGGAUAAAAAUCUCAACAGACAAGGCGGAUCUGGAAACCUGGAAUCACCCCUCAGUCUUACCGAUGAUGUUCCUGCUCCUUCGGCUGAAAGAGAGAGUCUAACGAAUGAUGUUCUAGAUGCUGCAUUGACAGGUAAUGUUGAUGAGGAUAUGGGGACUUCAGUUGCUGCACCUAGAGAUAAUAUUGUAAGAACAGAUACGGAUUUCGAGGCAGGACAAUAUGUAAUACUUGUUGGUGAGAAAGCAGAGACAAUUGGUAAGGCUAAGGUGUUUCAGAUUGGUGGAAACUGGUGUAGCAGUGAUUUGGAUGUAUCGGGUUUGUGCGUUGUGGAUAUUAUGGAACUUUUGAUUGAUAGGUAUGCACAGCUUCCCCAUCCCGUCGAUGCCACUGGCUACUCAUUUGAUCAGGCUAAGAGAAGACUUGGGAGAAUGCUUGUAUUGUGGGACUUGAAUAAACUUUGUCGAUUAAUCUGAUAGAAGUGUCGAUCGAAGGUGAAGGCAGUGAGUUGGACAGGAAUACAAGACGAUGGUUAUCGGGUAUGGCUGUAAAGUAGUGAACUAUUUGGCCUGUUAUUGUUGCCAAGUGCAACGUGGUAAUUAGCUGAUGAAAUGUUGAAAAAGGCCGAUUUCAUGUGUCAAGUGGAUCUGCUGCAGUGAGGCCUUCUCUGUACAACCAGAGAAUGGAAAUUAAGGGACAGUUUGUUAAUCCAUGGCAUCUAACUUGAAUUGUAAUAUUAGAAUAGUUUAUUUCGAAGAGGUUAUUAGUUAAUCAAUGAAUGGUUCAUUUAAUAUUUUAUUGAUUUUAUAGGAGUUCUGUAUUUUAGUUACC